Messenger RNA from Diaporthe amygdali, 2199 nucleotides. RefSeq lists its product as uncharacterized. The transcript is spliced from 10 exons. The record is from RefSeq and is a predicted model, not a curated record. Gene Ontology annotation, biological process: DNA-templated transcription. Lineage: Eukaryota; Fungi; Ascomycota; Sordariomycetes; Diaporthales; Diaporthaceae. The coding region runs from base 1 to 2199 and encodes 732 amino acids. Gene Ontology annotation, molecular function: DNA binding; zinc ion binding.
AUGCACACUUCCCUUAGGAAGCUUGCACAGUCAGAGCCUCCUCGCUGCUGGCGACAAGAUAGCCCCGAGGCUUCAAUGGGUGCGGACGACGAUUUCGAUGGCGAUGCCGACAUGCAGGGCGCCGUUGCACAUAGGAAUUCGGCUGCUGAAGAUCCCGGGCCGGAGCCCAAGAACCGGCGUGCGUGUGAACCGUUGGGUGUGACCGAGGCCAGCCAUGCUCCACCUGUGUUCGCUCUCGCUGAAAGAAAAAUCGAUCGCAUCGAAGAGAGGCUUUCAAGCUUGGUCGGCUUACUCGAAAACCUGAAAGUAGACUCGCCGUCCCAGGGCAUCGACAGCAAGACCAACAUCCCGUUACGACAGAUUCCUGAGCAAACCAUCCAGAACACGCCCAGCAACUCUGCGCCUACCCCGGCUUCCAUACCAGCUUCUAACUCGAGCUAUACUUGUCUCUUAGCACCGUCUACGACGCAUACCGACACCUCCGAUCCAACUUUUGUCGGAGAAUCGUCUAUGGCGGCACAAUAUGACUUUGCUAACAAUUUCUUGGAGCAGGCUCUUCGUGCUGGGCCCCUCCAGGACUUUAGACUCGAAAUGGACGAGACACUGGGUGCUCUGCGCGCCCUUGUUCGCGCUCGAAAAUCCCACACUGAUGCCCGGGAGGUCACCUUUCCGCACGCGAGAGCCCCCUUGCCCACCCAGCCCUAUGAGCGCACAUUGCCCAACGCAUCUCUAGCCAUGGCCAGUCUGAGGAUUGCAAAAGAGCAUGCUCUCAGAGUCUUGUUCUCGUCCGAAUACUCCGAAGCAGACUACAUCAUUGUGAACAUCGGGUUGUAUUGGCUUUUCAGUAUUCUCAGCAUUGCAACCACCGAUGACGACCUUGGCAGCCAUGUUCGGCGGGAUGACUUGCUCAAGGAGACCCGUCUCUGCCGUGAGAACUUGGAAACGAGUCUCUCCAUAUUACCUUUCCAUUUCCCUGGAGAUCCAGAUCACAUAGAAGCUCUUAUCAUGGCAUCUUUUUAUGCCAUUGAUAACUCUAAGCCAUCUCUGGCUUGGUCAUUCUGCUCCGCCUCAUCCCAGAGAUGUCUGAGUCUGGGUCUCCAUCGAGAGGAUGUGACUGAUAAUCCCCAGUCUCGAAAUCGAAAGAAGUGGCUUUUUUGGACCACCUAUGUGAUCGAUAAGGCCCUUUCGCUUCGCCUCGGUCGCCCUACAAAUUUACCUGACUUUGAUAUCACUGUAUCACCUCCAGAUCCUGGCUCGGGUCCAGAACCGUAUUCGUCCGGGGAUAUAAGUUUCAUAACAUGGAUCCGUGUUGCACGGAUACAAGGACGCGCUUAUGAGGAAUUAUAUAGCCCCGAGGCUUUGGCACAGUCGGAUCAGGUUCGACGUUCUCGGGUUAAAAUGAUGGCAGAUGAAGUUCUGGCCAUUAUGCAGCGGUCAGAAAAAAUGGACUCUAGUACUAACCCAGAAUGGGCUGUCACCCUUGAUACCGAUACAUACCAACUCGUGGCCCUGAUGGAUCAAGUCCAAAAUCGGUCUCUAUUGACUCUACUCUACCGUGCGAUCCCAUCUCCGACCGGUUCCGCCUCGACAUUUACAGCAGAGUGCGUUGAUGCGGCACGUUCGGCUCUUCAGAAACAUGAAGAGUGUAUGGAACGUCUAAAGCCCUACGAUGCCCAAUUCAAGACACUCUAUUUGCAUUGGACGAUUCAUUACAAUCCUUUCAAUCCAUUCAUUGUUAUCUUCUGUCAUGUUAUCGAGACGAGCGAUUUGAGCGAUCUUGAUCGACUUCACGAUUGUGUCGCCUCUCUCGAGCCUGCGUCAAAAACUUCUGAGUCAACCGCUCGACUUCACCGGUUAUUUCAUGUGUUGUACAACGUGGCGCUUAAGUAUGUCGAGGUCAAACAGAAUCAAGAGCAGGCAUCUGUCGGCCGUGAAUUCGAUGCUUACCUAAACGCCUUGGGAUUCAACCCUGGGGGAGCUAUGGACAUCAUGAGACAGGGCGGCGAAGGUUCUGAAGGCUCUGGUCUGCCGCCGGCCGGUCUUGCUCUCAAUAUGCAAGACUACCCAGGACUCGAGGGGGUUCCGAUACCCAGUCAAGAUCUACCUGCCCAGGGCAUGCUGCAGCAGGGGAUGCUGCUGGGAGGCUGGUUCCACAGCAACCAGCAGAUGAUGGGCCUGUUGGAAGAGGAUACCCUCUGA